AUGGACCUUGCACCACCAUCCAAGCCAUCUCUAAAACAAGCCUGCGACAACUGUCGCAAACGGAAGAUCAAAUGCUCGCGCGAACUACCCUGCGAUAAAUGUCAGUGCCUGCUGCUCUCCUGCUCCUAUAGCGACGUGCUCCGUCGCAAAGGCCCCAAAUUCCGAAACCUCUACCCCUUGGCCCCGAUCCAUCCGCUAUCGAACCGAAACGACACGGCCCGAGAGCAGCUCUAUGCCGAUAAAGACCAUCUCAGAUUCAACUCGCCCGCGUCGCCCGCGUACGGUGAUCCAGAUACGAAAUAUGGUGCCCAGGACAUUUCUGACACCCUUUCACAACUCCCGCCGCCAGAUCUGGUGUCUUCGCCCGACUCUACAAAUUCGACGGUGGAAUCGGCAAGCGGCCAGGCACUCCCACAUGCCCGCCGCCUCUCUCCACAGAGUCUGCUAGCGCAUGUCAAUGUCUACUUGAAAUACCUGUUCUCCAUUAUGCCUGUCGUGCGAGGGGACGAACUACUCUUGGAUAGUCAGCAUCCCGAACGGCUCUCUCCACGCAGAUACGCCUUUUUGGCCUCUCUUUGCGCGGCGACACAUCUUCAGCUAAAAUUGGACGGCGCCAACCCGAUCCCGGAUUCAGCUCGAUUGCAGAACAUGGGCGAUGGUCAUUCCCUAGUCUCCGGGGACAAAUUGCUAUCCGAGGCCGUGCGGGCACGGCAGGAAUGCGACCCUGUGGAAGACAUCAGCAUCGAGACUCUCCUGACCUCGUUCUUUUUAUUCGCUUCUUACGGCAAUUUAGACAAGCAGAGCCAUGCUUGGUUCUAUCUAUGCCAGGCCACGUCAAUGGCUUUUACACUCGGCCUGCAUCGCGAGUCAACAUAUGCGGGGUUGAAUGCGGAGGAAGCUGAGGAGAGGCGGCGCGUCUUCUGGCUGCUCUUCAUCACAGAGAGAGGCUAUGCGCUGCAGCAAUCGAAACCCGUCAUGCUCCGCAGCUCCAUCCACAAGCCCCAAGUUCUCUGUUCCGAUGACCCUAUCCUAGCAUUCGGAUUUACAAACCUCAUCAACAUCUUUGAAAAGCUCACAACCAGUCUUUAUGACUGGGUCUCUGCUGGAGGCGGAGACGGGCUCGUGGAGAGACCACCAACAUCCGUUAUCCAGUCCAGUCUGUGUAAACCAAUAUCACUGGACGGUGUGCUCGAGAUUCAACAGGUGGAUAUCUUGAUCACACAGCAGUGGCUGCAGGCGAUGAUGUGGAAAUUGUCCAUGAGCCAUGCCACGCAGCCGGGCUCGCGUGAUGACGCUGCACUGCCUUUCCAUCUCCCGGUGCUUGUGGGUAAAGCUGUUAUGAGCGUGAUGGGGACAGUGUCACAAGGGGCGAUAGAUGCACAUGGUAUCGGAAUGGAGCAAAAACUGUUCGACAUAGGUUCCUCCGUAGCCGACGUGACACGUUCCCUCGGGGGAAAAGCUGUCAGCCGACUCGCCGAAGCUGCCGUCGACCCCCGCCAGCUCCUCUGGGGAAUCUUGCACACGCUAUCGCAGAUUCGCGGCUCGCCGUCAUACCUAUUUCCCGAGCUGUUGGAGCGCUGCAAGACAGUGCUGGGCCUCGAUUGCACGAUCACCAUGGGCAAUUUCCUACCUACUCUCGGCUCUGAGAUGCCCGACCAGCUACAACAGUUGAAUACAUGGGCUGGUGAGCAGGGAUGGGAUAUGCUUGCUGCUGGUCGCGGUCCCCACGAGAUACGGGAGGUAGAAGGUGACCAGACUGAGUCGGCGUCUCAUCUACCAGCUGUUUCUCAGGGAAGUGAUUAUGGGUACCAUGACUAUCUGCCAACUUGA
Penicillium argentinense is the source of this 1830-nucleotide messenger RNA. RefSeq lists its product as uncharacterized. The coding region runs from base 1 to 1830 and encodes 609 amino acids. Gene Ontology annotation, molecular function: zinc ion binding; DNA binding; DNA-binding transcription factor activity, RNA polymerase II-specific. NCBI's taxonomy places the organism in Eukaryota, Fungi, Ascomycota, Eurotiomycetes, Eurotiales, Aspergillaceae. The record is from RefSeq and is a predicted model, not a curated record. Gene Ontology annotation, biological process: regulation of DNA-templated transcription; DNA-templated transcription. The transcript has 3 exons.